Pistacia vera is the source of this 1659-nucleotide messenger RNA. RefSeq names its product zinc finger MYM-type protein 1-like. The record is from RefSeq and is a predicted model, not a curated record. NCBI's taxonomy places the organism in Eukaryota, Viridiplantae, Streptophyta, Magnoliopsida, Sapindales, Anacardiaceae. The coding region runs from base 1 to 1659 and encodes 552 amino acids. The transcript has a single exon.
AUGAUAUCCAAUUAUUUCAAGAGACUGAAGAAAAGUCCAGCAAAAAAUGUUGAUGGAGACUCUACUGAUAUUGAGGUUAAUCAAACCCCAUUAGAAGAAGAAACCCCACAACAGCAACAACAACACCAAGAAAAAGAAGCUCAACGUUCAAUCGGGGUGUUCAAUUUAGAUGAGCUUGAAACUGACCCAGGAUUGAGGAUACCAAUUAAUGAGCUUUGUUGUACUGACAAACAAAAAGAGGAAGUUCGAAGAGCAUACUUGUUGAAAGGUCCUUGCCAACCUAAAGAUCAUAACUUUCCUUUCACUCCUUUUGGAGAUAAAAAGCGUAGGUUUACAUCAGAGUGGUACAAAGAAGGUUCAUGUUGGAUGGAAUAUAGUGUGGCAAAAGAUGCAAUCUUCUGUUUGAAUUGUUAUCUUUUCAAACCCGAUUAUGGUGACCAAGCAGGUGGUGAAGUUUUUGUGAAUAAGGGAUAUAAUAACUGGAAAGAUAAAGCAAAAGUGAAAAAACAUGUUGGUGAUCAUUCUAGUACUCAUAACCAAUGUCAUGCCAAGUGUGUUGAUUUGAUGAACCAAAGGCAACACAUCGAUGUAAAUCUUGGUUGCGUGUCGAAAAAGGGCAAAUUGGAUUAUCGUAUUCGCUUGAAUGCAUCAAUUGAUUGCAUUAGAUUUCUUUUACAUCAAGGAUUAGCAUUUCGUGGUCAUGACGAGUCAGUUGAAUCUGAAAAUCAAGGUAACUUUAUGGAACUAUUGAAGUUUCUAUCCAAUCACAAUGACGACAUAAAGAAAGUUGUGCUGGGAAAUGCUCCGAAAAACCAUCAAAUGACGGCCCCCAAAAUCCAGAGGCAACUAACUAGUGUUUGUGCUCAUUUGACAACCAAGAAAAUUAUUGCAGAAAUUGUGAGAGAUAAACAACCAUUUUCUUUACUGGUUGAUGAAUCUCGUGAUGUGGCAGUGAAAGAACAAAUGGCUAUUGUUUUUCGCUAUGUGGACAAAAUGGGUUGUGUUAUCGAACGUUUUAUUGGGAUUGUGCAUGUUAAGAAUACUUCUGCAAAGUCUUUGAAAACUGCAAUAGAUGCCUUUUUUGUAAAGUAUGGAUUGAGUUUGACAAGUUUACGGGGCCAAGGUUACGAUGGAGCAAGCAAUAUGAGGGGUGAGUUCAAUGGUUUGAAGACUUUAAUAUUGAGAGAAAAUAAAUUUGCUUUCUACAUUCAUUGUUUCUCUCAUCAGCUCCAAUUGGCGCUAGUCAAAGUUGUAAGUAAACAUUCAGCAUUGGGUGAAUUUUUUCAAACUCUUUCUAUGUUAUCAAACACUGUGGCAGCAUCUUGCAAGCGCAGAGAUCUUCUACGUGACAAUCAGUAUGAAUAUGUGAUAUCUUUGAUUUCUAAUGGUGAUAUUCAGACGGGACGCGGUUUGAAUCAAGAAUGUACUAUUAAACGACCAGGAGAUACACGUUGGGGUUCACACAUAGGGACAAUUCAUAGUGUCAUAAACUUAUUUUCUUCUGUUGUUGGUGUGCUCAGAGUGAUUGAGAUUGAAGGAGAUGAUUGGCAAAACAAAAGUCAAGCAAGGAGUUUAUUACGAAUCAUGGAGAAUUUUGAAUUCGUCUUUUUGUUAUUCUUGAUGAAGAAAGUAUUGGGAAUCACAUAUGAACUGUCAUAA